GGGUAUUAUUUGUGAGAUAUAAAAUAAGUCUUUGUUGCACAUAAUAAUUAACGGAGGUAGUACAAUUUUUAAAAGUGUUUUUUAGCAUUACCCUUAAAAAAAAAAAAAAAAAAAAAAAAAAAAAAACAAUAAAUUAAUUAAUUAAUUAAAUAAAAUAAAAUAAACCAAGAUUUGACAAGUUUCACCGGAGAAGCUUUUUCUAUGUUCGCUCAUCAAUUUCGAGGAUGUAUUGUAUGAAAGUUGCUGCAGCAUUUUAUAUGUGGAGUUCUGUUAUGAUAUUACUGGGGUUUCUUGCUCAAUUUACGUCGUACUCGAAAGAUGGGCAUACGGUUAUUAUGUUUGGUUAUGCCUUGUUGAUGGUGGUGUGUUUAUGGUUGCUCAAAAUCAAUGCCAAGGCUCCAUGUUACAAGGAACUUCGCGUUUACGAGUGGGCUGCUUUUGUGUGUGUGGUUUUUGGCUCAAUUCCUUCCUGUCUGGGCACAAUCAACAUCGAGGGACCUAAUAGAUUUGUUUGGGUCGGGGUUGGGGCCGGUGGGAGCCUGGUGAUGUUCGUCGGAGGUGCGGUGCUUUUGGCCAAAGAAAUCCGGAUCGAGCAGCUUGAAGGGAAGAUACUCCCGGUGAAUGAAGGCGAGCUGUAGUAGUUUUUUAAUUGGUUUUCUUAUAGAGUUUUAACAUUCUGAUUGCAUUUUUUUCGGGUUAUUAUAGCGUAUAAAGGUACUGUAACUGAAUUUUUUUCUAUCAUGGUUUGUAAAUAGGUAAUACAGUAGCAAGUUACUCGUAGGUAUUACGGCAUUUAUAUGUUGAGGCCGUUGGUGAAUUUCUAGUGAUAUGAUAAAUUUACUAAAAGACAAGCAUUUAAGUGCUAAAAUUGCACUUAUCACUCACACAAUGAAAAUUCUCUAAUUAUUAA
Messenger RNA from Chenopodium quinoa (quinoa), 910 nucleotides. RefSeq lists its product as uncharacterized. The coding region runs from base 225 to 638 and encodes 137 amino acids. Lineage: Eukaryota; Viridiplantae; Streptophyta; Magnoliopsida; Caryophyllales; Amaranthaceae. The transcript has 3 exons. The record is from RefSeq and is a predicted model, not a curated record.